AUGGCACCACCACCCUCCACUACCCCAGCUUUCAACGUCCGAAGACGUAAACCAGAACUUAUUGCUCCAGCUAGGCCCACCCCUCAUGAGUGCAAACUGUUAUCCGACAUCGAUGACCAGGAGAGUCUCCGGUUUUUUAUCCCGGUGAUCCAAUUUUAUAGAUAUAAUCCUUCCAUGCUAGGGAAAGACCCUGCUGCGGUUAUACGGGGGGCCCUGGCACAAACUCUAGUGUAUUAUUAUCCAUUUGCUGGUAGGUUAAGGGAAGGACCUAACCGCAAGCUUAGUGUGGAUUGUACUGGCGAAGGUGCCUUGUAUAUCGAAGCCGAUGCGGAUGUUGCACUCCAGGAUUUUGGGGAUAUACUUCAACCACCAUUUCCUUGCAUUGACAAGCUCCUUUAUGAUGUUCCUAACCCUAAAAGGAUGCUGAAUGACCCCUUAAUUUUUGAAUGAGAUGUUGUAUAAAUUGAAUAACAGGUAACAAGGUUGAGAUGCGGUGGUUUCAUAUUAGGAAUCAGUGUAAACCACGUGAUGAGCGACGUUAGUGGAAUGAUGCAAUUGAUUUUAGGCAUGGCGGAGAUAGGGCGUGGAGCAGUCGCCCCUUCAAUCCAACCCGUAUGGGAGAGGCAGCUUUUAAAUGCUCGAGAUCGGCCACGAGCCUCAUUGUUGCACCGCGAGUACGACAAAGUCGAAGAGAGCACGAUCACAAGUACCCCAUCGGAAAACAUGGUCCACCGGUCCUUUUCCAUUGGCCCCAACCAAGUUUCAACUCUUCGCAAACUUCUACCUAACACCCUUGGCCAAUGUUCGAGGUUUGAAGUCUUAGCUGCUUGCUUAUGGCGCUGUCGAACCAUUGCCCUAAAACCCCACCCUGACGAAGAGGUCCGCUUGCUAUGCAUGGUUGAUGUACGCUCAAAGUUGAGCCCUCCAUUACCAUCAGGAUAUUACGGUAACGCCGUGGUGUUCCCAGCUGCCAUAACAACAGCUAGAAAACUUAGCCAAAACCCAUUAGGGUAUGCAGUAAAACUGGUGAAACAAGCCAAGGAGAGGGUGAGCGGAGAGUAUGUGAAAUCGGUGGCGGAUUUAAUGGUGAUGAAGGGUCGACCCCAUUACCCUAUGGCCGGGUCAUGCGUGGUAACAGACGUAACACGCGCAGGGUUUGAAGAAGUGGAUUUUGGGUGGGGUAAGGCAGUGUAUGGAGGGCUUGCAAAAGCUGGAUUGGGUGCUAAAUUACCUGCUGCCUCCCCAUGCGUUAAUUUAGUGGCAAUCAAGGGUGGAAUUGCUAUCUCAAUUUGUUUGCCAGCACUAGCCAUGGAUAUAUUUGCCAAGGAAUUGGAGUUCCACAGUAAGUCCCUGUUUAUUUCAUCCGAUUUGUAAAAUAAUCACUUUCAUUGCUUAACCCUCUGUAAUCUCCUCCCAACCACAAUAUUCUACAAUAAUUAGUUUAACAUAUACUA
Gossypium arboreum is the source of this 1454-nucleotide messenger RNA. Its product is annotated as benzyl alcohol O-benzoyltransferase. The record is from RefSeq and is a predicted model, not a curated record. The transcript has 2 exons. NCBI's taxonomy places the organism in Eukaryota, Viridiplantae, Streptophyta, Magnoliopsida, Malvales, Malvaceae.